Molecule: messenger RNA, 618 nt
Organism: Letharia lupina
Lineage: Eukaryota; Fungi; Ascomycota; Lecanoromycetes; Lecanorales; Parmeliaceae
Exons: 2
Coding region: 1-618 (205 amino acids)
Biological process (GO): spindle pole body duplication
Cellular component (GO): mitotic spindle pole body; half bridge of spindle pole body
Molecular function (GO): calcium ion binding; microtubule binding
Source: RefSeq, a predicted model, not a curated record
AUGGCCCCGACCUUCGGCGCAUCCACCACCCAACAACAGCGCGAGAAUGCCCGUCUGGAGCGUGAGCGGGAAAGGCUGGAGAAGGAAAGGCUGGAGCGGGAAGAGCAGAAUCAGUUGACGGAAGAGCAGAGGGAGGAGAUCAAAGAAGCUUUCAACCUCUUCGACCUAGACAAAGACAACAAAAUCGACUACCACGAACUCAAAGUCGCCAUGAAAGCCCUCGGCUUCGACCUCCCCAAGUCCGAAAUCCUCUCCAUCCUGCAAACCCACGGCUCCCCUUCCGCCCCCCCUCCUCCGCCCACGUCCUCAAACAACAACAACAACAACCAACAAUACGCGCACAGCAAUUCCCGCCUCCUCCUCCCCUUCCCGCAAUUCCAGACCGUGAUGGCGCAGAAGAUACUAGCGAGGGAUCCCAGGGAGGAAAUUCUCAGGGCGUUCGAGCUGUUCGAUGAAGGGGGAAAGGGGAAGAUCAAUCUGAGCGAUUUGAGAAGGGUGGCGAGGGAGUUGGGGGAGGGGUUGGAGGAGGAGGAGUUGGCGGCUAUGAUUGAGGAGUUUGAUCUGGACGGGGAUGGGGCGAUUGAUCGGGAGGAGUUUUUGGGGAUUUGUUUGCAAUGA